Molecule: messenger RNA, 3767 nt
Organism: Dissoconium aciculare CBS 342.82
Lineage: Eukaryota; Fungi; Ascomycota; Dothideomycetes; Mycosphaerellales; Dissoconiaceae
Product: glycosyltransferase family 1 protein
Exons: 2
Coding region: 1-3567 (1188 amino acids)
Biological process (GO): carbohydrate metabolic process
Molecular function (GO): UDP-glycosyltransferase activity; hexosyltransferase activity
Source: RefSeq, a predicted model, not a curated record
AUGUCGGAGUCGCAGAUCCUAGUCCGACCUACAGACACACAACGGAGUUCAGGAGGUCGAAGCUCUUCAAUACCACAAGCUAGACCAGGCUCGGAAUCUCUGUCGUCAAGUCCUGGCGUUGCACCCAUUCCUGGAGGACAGUCGAGCGCUACAGAGCUGGCUGGGAGGGGAGGGACUGGGACAUCACCGCCACCAACCAGCGCCGACCCUCGUCCGCUAUCACAGGUCAUCGCCGAGAUAUUCAACUUUGCCGAACCCGAGGAAGUUGUCGCCGAGUACCCGUGCUGGUACCUGCAGAAUGUUCUACUUCAAGGAUACAUGUACAUCACGCAUAGGCAUGUCUGCUUCUACGCCUACUUGCAGAAGCGCACGAACGACGUUGAGAAGAGCGGACAACUUGGAAAGCAAGGCCGCCACAGCUAUAGUUACCGGCGAUAUCACUUCAUCCUUAAGGGAGACACCUUCUCCUACUACCGUGAUGCCUCGGACCCCUAUUUUCCGCUCGGAAUGGUGGAUCUACGUUAUGCCAAAUCCGCAGAGGUAACACUCGAGGGAGAGAACGAGACGUCCGACUUUACCAUCACGACUGCUGACCGGAUAUAUCUCUACCGUGCAGACACAGCCGCUUCUGCAAAGUCAUGGGUCAAGCAGCUGCAGAAAGUUAUAUUUCGAACGCAUAACCAGGGCGACAGUAUCAAGAUUUCACUGCCGAUCGUAAACCUGGACGACAUUGAGCGAAUGCCUAUGUUAGACUUUGCGGAAACAGUCAAGUUACGUGUACUGGACAGCGACGAGACUUUUGCCGUUGACGAAUACUUCUUCACGUUCUUUGGAGAGUCUGGGAGCAAGGCGCUCGAAAGCUUACAACAUCAAAAUGACACGUCUUCGUCGAACAGAUUUGGCGAUAAUCAGGCUCAUGAAUCUGCGGAUAGCCUCGCAACGUCUUCAAACCAGGGAGAAAGCUCGGAUAGUGACGAGGAGAUGGAUCCGAACAUGUCUGCCAGCCAGAUGUUGACUGGUGACAAGGUAUUCGGCCAGCCUACACUCAAGGUUCCCCAAAGCAUUCGAGAAAAAUCGCAAGGAGGAUCUUCAGGCUCGAGUGAGGACCCGAGGGCACCUCUGCAUCGAACAACGACAGAGCAGUUGCUUCAUUCGGAUCGGCCUGUAUCUCGCACAUCCUCCGAACUGGACCCAUCUCGGAGACCAUCUACAGAUGGCUCUGCCAUAGCUCGAAGCAAGCUUGCUGCAUUGUCCGUCGCGAAUGUGGUUCGUUCUUCCGGAAAGCGUAUGGGAUCGUACCUGGGCACCAGUCCGACCGGCUAUAUCAACAAAUUUGCAGAAGCUGUGAUAGGUGGAGCGCGACACUAUGAGGAGUCCGAACACGCUGCCUGCCCAGACUCGCGCCAGCGGGACGUAGAUGCAGUCUCAGAUACGGCCUUCCGACAGCAAAGAUUUCAGGAACACUUUGCUUUGCCAGCCAUAGAAAAGCUGGAAGCUACUUAUUUCUGCUAUUUGCACAAGAAUUUACCCAUGUAUGGAAAAAUCUAUAUGAGCGCCCGCCGUUUCUGCUUCCGGAGUCUGAUCUAUGGAGUCCGGACGAAGCUCGUCAUUCCAUUCCGCGAGAUUGCGAACGUCGAGAUGCAACGUGGGUUCCGAUUAGGAUACUCGGGCAUCGUCCUUGUCAUUCACGGCCAUGAGGAGCUAUUCUUUGAAUUCCGUACAGAGAAUGCUCGCAACGACUGUGCUGGCACUAUUUUCAGGAAGCUCGACCAUAACCAAGCUAUCGCCGAUUCGACAAUACUGCUCUCGGAAAAGCAAGCACACGAAGCCGAAGGUGCAGCAGCCGAGAACCGGCUUCUCCAGGCGGCGCGCAAAGACCGCCCCGAGUCGGCAUCAUUAGAUAUUUCAGGCGAAGACGACAGCACAGGCGUCUUAUCGGACGAUCCGACAGCAUCGCUCGUGGAUAUUCCCACACCCCCUUCGAUGCUUGUGACUUGUCUCACCAUUGGUUCACGAGGCGAUGUGCAGCCCUACAUCGCGUUAUGUAAAGGACUGAUGGCGCAAGGUCACCGAGCACGGAUUGCCACACAUGGAGAGUUCCGCGGCUGGGUCGAGAGCCACGGUAUCGAGUUCGCUGAAGUCGCUGGCGACCCAGCAGAGUUGAUGCGGGUCUGCGUCGAAAAUGGCAUGUUCACAAUUCCAUUCUUCAUCGAAGCGAACUCCAAAUUCCGCUCAUGGCUUGAUGGUUUACUUCUCACCGCAUGGGAAGCCUGCCAGGGUUCCGACUUGGUGAUUGAAAGUCCUUCCGCUAUGUGCGGGAUCCACAUCGCCGAAGCGCUCGGAGUGCCAUAUUUCAGAGCUUUCACCAUGCCCUGGACCCGCACACGCGCAUAUCCUCACGCCUUUGCCGUAAGGAAUGCAAAGAUGGGCGGCGCUUACAAUUACAUGACAUACACGCUCUUCGACAAUGUAUUUUGGACGUGGACCGAGGGGCAAAUCAACAGCUGGCGAGUGAAGACCUUGGGUAUUCGCCCUACGAAUCUUGAUAAACUGCAGCAGAACAAGGUGCCCUUCCUGUACAAUUUCUCGCCGAGUGUGGUCCCUCCACCAUUGGACUUCAGCGAUUGGGUCAAGGUCACUGGUUACUGGUUUCUCAAUGAAGGCAGUGACUACGAACCUCCUGCGGAUUUAUCGGCGUUUAUCAAGAAAGCUCGAGACGACGGCAUGAAAUUGGUGUACAUCGGGUUCGGUUCUGUCGUCGUCAACGAUUCCCGCAAACUCACCGAGCAAAUCAUCAAUGCAGUCCAGAAAGCCGACGUUCGCUGCAUUCUCUCCAAGGGCUGGUCCGAUCGCUUUGACAAGAAAGAUGCAAACGUCCCAGACAUCGUCUUACCAUCAUGCAUUCACGCCAUCCGCUCAGCUCCGCACGAUUGGCUCUUUACACAGAUCGAUGCCGUAGUCCACCACGGCGGUGCAGGAACGACGGGCGCAAGUCUGCGGGCGGGCAAGCCCACUAUCAUCAAGCCAUUCUUCGGCGAUCAAUACUUCUUCGCCACGCGCGUAGAAGACCUCGGCGUCGGCAUCCACCUGUCCAAGGCGACAGAGCACCAGCUAGGCAAAGCCCUCUGGACCGCAGUGCACGACGACCGCAUGCAGACCAAAGCCCGCUUACUCGGCGAAGCCAUCCGCUCUCAAGACGGCGUGCAAACCGCCAUCCGCGCCAUCUACUCCGAUCUAGACUAUGCGCGCUCGCUCAUCAAACAAAAGACCCAACCGGCGCAACAACCCUCCUCUGCGGCCGGGACCUCUGCUUCACCGAAGGACAAAACUGCGGAAAAGGCGGACCUGGAGACAGGUGCACCGGUGCUCGACGAAGACACGGAGGAGAACUGGACCUUCGUCGAUGUCACCGCCCAUGACGAUGCUGCUACAUCAGCAGGUCUCGAGCUCGACCGUUUAGCUGCCAGCACUCCACCGCCCACGAUGCAGCAGCAGCAGCAGCCGGCACCACCGAGACGAGGUCUGAGUAAUCUUCGCCUCGCUCCGUCGCUGUUGGGCAGAAAAUAAGUUCGUGAAUGAAUAUUGGGCAUUUCACAGGAGUUUUUGGAGUAGUGAGGUGCUUUUUUGAUUUCCAGCGUUUCCCUUUUUGUUGGUAUUGAAGUUUGGUAUGUGGGUUGAUGGAUUAGACGAGAUUACGAUUUCCACGAGUGCAAGAUUCGAAUGUCAACGAUAGCGUGUGCAAUAUUACCUACCUCCUCUCAUCGGGA